ACAGGUUCAUUAUUUGCUCCAAUUCCAGGACGCGCAGAGAAGACCGAGAUCGAUUUGCAAACAUUGCCAUCCAAUAAUUGCGAUUGUUGCAAGACGGUGAAAACGGUUGAAAUCCGUGUUUCCAUCUUCCCGAAUCUGUCUGACCAAACAUGGGUUGCUGGAUAAAAAAGUUGAAAAGAAUGCCCAGCCAGAAAGAGGCAAGCUGAGACAACUGUAGGAGUGUGUGUUCAAGCGCAGUAAUUAGCUAAUUAGUUUGACUAUUAGGACGAAGGCUUCUGCAGCUGGGUACGCGCUGGAAAUCAUUUAAAAAUCUGACCUUAUAGAUGUGGGUUUGGAUCAUAACAGGAUCCACUCCACUUCAACCAUGUGGACAUUACUGUUGUUAGCGUUAUGUUCCUCCCUGCAAGAAGGAAUGCGACCCUCUCAAUGCCAGGCCCUAUGCUCUGAAAACGAAAGAUUCGUGAACAACGUCAACCCUUGCAACACGUGUGAAAAUCACAAGGUAUGUUCGUUGUCCACUGAUGGAGGGCCUGGAUGCGAUUGCUUGCCAGGGUACUACAGGAACGCCGAAGAAAAAUGUGUAUCAAAAGAAGAAUGUGAAGGUCGGUCCCCUUCCACAGAGAAUGGGGUCCUACGCUGGAGUAGACCGGCUAAUAAAAUAAUUUGCAGGAAAGACGAAGUAUUUUUAGAAUGCAGUUGCGAGAAGACGUGUUGCAACGGGGGUCAGGCAGAGGGAUGUUCUGCCUCUUGCUCGAAAGGAUGCUUCUGCAAGAAGGGACUGGUGAGACACGAAGACGGCAGGUGCAUCAGACUGCAGGAAUGCGAAAAGCAAAAUAGCCCUGGUUCAGAUACUCCAACGAUACAAUGCUCUAUGCCAAGAUGCGAUGCGGGAUGCAGCAUAGAUUAUUCCACCAAGCCUUGUCCGAGUUGCUCAUGUACAAAUACUCCAACAAUCCAAUGCUCUAUGCCGAAAUGUGAUGAGGGUUGUAGCAUAGACUAUUCCACCAAACCCUGCCCGAGUUGCUCAUGUACAAAUAUGCCAACGAUUCAAUGCUCUAUGCCGAAAUGUGAUGAGGGUUGUAGCAUUGACUAUUCCACCAAACCUUGCCCCAGUUGCUCGUGUACAGAUUCCCCAAUAAUUCAAUGCUCUCCACCAAAGUGUUCUUCUGGUUGCAGCAUAGAUUAUUCCACCAAGCCUUGUCCGAGUUGCUCUUGCCCAAAUUUACCAUCACCAAAUAACUGUAGACCUGAUGAACAGUUCCACGAGUGCAUGCCCCUUUGCAACGGAACAUGCUCAGCCUACUUAACGAAAAGCUACCUGUUCUGCAAAAUGGCCUGUCGUAGUGGCUGCUUCUGCAGAAAAGGUCUAUACAAGACAGAAGACGGAAGGUGCGUCCCGGCCUCUCAAUGCACAGCACCCAACUCUCCGCCAGAAAAUAACUGCGGUGCGAACGCUGAGUAUCGUACGUGUGGAAGUGCCUGCCCACCCACCUGCGCCAACCGGGGCAAGAAGCUGAUUUGCACCCAACAGUGUGUGCCGGGAUGCUUUUGCAAAAAAGGAUUUGUCAAAAAUGACCAAGGAAAAUGCGUCCAACCCACAGAGUGUCAAGAAAGUCCUCCAAAAAUACAAUGCUUGCCACCAAAAUGUGGAGUUGGCUGCAGCAUAGACUACUCCACCAAGCCUUGCCCGAGCUGCUCGUGUGUAGGUCCCCCAAUAAUACAAUGCUCUGUACCGAAGUGUCGAGCUGGCUGCAGCAUAGAUUAUUCCACCAAGCCUUGCCCGAGUUGUUCGUGUGCAGGUUCCCCACCGAUCCAAUGUUCCAUGCCGAAAUGUGAUGAUGGCUGCAAAAUAGACUAUUCCACCAAGCCUUGCCCGAGUUGUUCGUGUACAGGCCCCCCAGAGAUACAAUGCUCUAUUCCAAAAUGUGACGUGGGUUGCCGAAUAGACUAUUCUACCAAACCUUGCCCGAGUUGUUCGUGCUCUGAUAGUUGCGGUGAAAACGAAGAGUUUAGAGGAUGCGGAAGUGCCUGUCCAGCCACCUGCGCAAAUCUGGGCAAAAAUGUGAUGUGCACCAUGCAGUGCGUGCCUGGAUGUUUCUGCGCGAGGGGACUAGUUAGAAAUGACCAAGGAAAAUGUGUUCCACCCGAAGAAUGUCCCCAGAAUUCUGUCGCAACCACGGGGAAUCCGUCAGAGGUAUGCGACGAAGAUGAAGAAUAUCAAGUGUGUGGAAGUGGGUGUCCGCCCUCCUGCAAGAAUCUCGGCAAGAACCUGCCGUGCACCUUCCAAUGCGUGCCGGGAUGCUUCUGCAGAAAGGGAAUGGUGAGGAACGAUGAAGGUGAAUGUGUGGAACCAGAAGAAUGCCCUCAGGAGACUUGUGGUGAGGACGAGGAAUAUAGAGACUGUGGAAGUGCCUGUCCAGCCACCUGUUCAAACCUCGGCAAGAAGCAGAUAUGUACCCAGCAAUGCGUGCCGGGUUGCUUCUGCAGAGAAGGACUCGUCCGAAACGAAGAGAAUGAAUGUGUAGAACCGGAAGAAUGCCCAGAAAAUCCCCCAAAAGUACGAUGCUCUCCGCCGAGAUGUGGUCCUGGCUGCAGUAUAGACCGUUCCACCAAGCCCUGCCCAAGUUGCUCGUGUCCAAGCCGCGGCCCUGGUGAUCGGUGCGACCGCAACCGGCAGUUUUACGAUUGCAUUCCAAGGUGCAGCAGGACGUGCGAGGCGUACACGAGGAAGCCGAAAGUGUACUGCAGGCCGCUGUGCCGCAGCGGAUGCUUCUGCCGAGAAGGGCUCUAUGAAAGAGAAGAUGGAAAGUGUGUGCCGCCUACUCAGUGCCCUGCUGUGCCACCAAAAAAAAAAUGCCCCCGGAACGAAGAAUACAGUGAGUGCGCGAUUCCCUGCAACGACUGCGAGACCAGAGGCAAAUGCAACUUCCUGGUGUGCAACGCAGGAUGCGAUUGCAAGAAGGGAUACUACAGAGAUUUCAACGGCUCCAACGGCCGAUGCAUACCCGCUAAGCAGUGCCCCCUCAUUCAUCCUACACCUCCGGCAGACACGUGCGAAAGCGACAAACAGUAUUACGAAUGCAUCCCGAGUUGUCAGAGAACGUGCUCGGCCUACAGAAGAAAGGAGCAAAUACUCUGCAAUCAGAUCUGCACCAGUGGCUGCUUCUGCAGGGAGGGCCUAUACUUAGCAGACGAUGGCGUUACAUGUGUGAAACCAGAACAGUGCCUCUCCACACCCUCUCCUCCGACAAAAAAAUGUAAAAAGAACGAAGUGUUCAGCAAGUGCGUGAAUCCCUGCAACGAUUGCCAGACCAGAGGGAAAUGCAACUUCCUGGUAUGCAACGAAGGAUGCGAUUGCAGGAAGGGAUACUACAGAGACUUCGAUGGCUCCAACGGCCGAUGUAUACCCGCUAAGCAGUGUCCCCUCAUUCAUCCCACUCCAGCACCAACUGAGUGUGCAUCCAAUCAACAAUACUACGAUUGCAUCCCAAGAUGCAUGAGGACCUGUGAAGCUUACACUAGGCCAGUGGAAAUUUUUUGCAGCCAGUUGUGUAUCAGCGGAUGCUUUUGUAAGGAAGGACUUUAUGAAUCAGAUGAUGGCACUUGCGUACCGCCUGAGCAGUGUCCCAUCCCAGCGACCUCUCCUGAAAUCACACCUUCACCAAACCAAUGCAGAGCAGACGAACAGUUCUAUGAGUGUAUUCCCGCUUGUCAGCAGACUUGCUUUGCUUUGACGAGUGAAGUAAAGAUUGCUUGCAGGAUGCCUUGUCGAAGCGGCUGCUACUGCAGGGAAGGAUUGUACCAAAAAGAUGACGGUACAUGCGUUCCACCUGAGGGGUGUUUUGAUACUCCUGUAUCUACAACUGCUCCAGAUGCUCCAACAUCAGUUUCCACCUGCCGCAAAAAUGAAGAGUACUAUCGUUGCAUCCCCACCUGCAGGAACACUUGCGAGAACUAUCAGGCCGUAAAACCAAUUUGCUCCCGAAUAUGUAUUGAAGGUUGCUUCUGCAAGAAAGGACUCGUCAAAAGGAGUGAUGGGAAAUGCGUCAAACCUGAAAAAUGUAGGAAAUCGUCGCCCUCAAUGAAACCCACAAAACCGAUGAAUAAAAUAUGUGGCCCCGACGAGCAGUUCUACAGCUGUAUUCCAACUUGUAAGAACACCUGUGAGAACUAUCAAGCCAAGCGCCCUAUCUGCCCACGCAUUUGCCGAAGAGGAUGCUUCUGCAAGAAGGGACUGGUCAAGAGACGCGACGGAAAGUGCGUCAAGCCAGAUAAAUGCAAAUCAUCAUCUCCCGAACCUACAGAUUCUCCAACAAUAGAAUGCUCUAUGCCGAUGUGUGGCACCGGCUGCACAAUAGACUACUCCACCAAGCCUUGCCCAAGUUGCUCAUGCCCAAACGUACCUCCACCCACGAAUUCUGUGUGCAUGCAACCGAAAGAGGUCGGACCAUGUAGGGCUCUUUUUCAAAGAUUUUUCUAUAAUCAGCAGACAGGUCAGUGCGAGGCAUUUACGUACGGUGGAUGCAAAGGAAACAAAAACAACUUUGAGAAGAAAGAAGACUGCGAAAUGACGUGUGGAACCGAACCGAAACCGGCUCCCCCGAAAUGUGGAAAGGAUGAGCAAUAUUACAAAUGCAUUCCAAACUGCCAAAGCACCUGUGACACUUACAAGACAAACAUGCCUUGCCCUCUGUUUUGUAAAUCUGGGUGUUAUUGCAAGGAAGGGAUGGUUAAAAACAGGAAUGGAAAAUGUGUCAAGCCAUCUGAGUGUGAAUCUACAAAUCCGCCAGUAACAGCCGCUCCUAUUCCCACGAACUCGGUCUGCUUGCAACCGAAGGAAGUGGGGCCCUGCUUAGCUAUUAUCCCGAGGUUCUUCUACAAUCUGCAAACAGGUCGGUGUGAGGAAUUCAGCUAUGGAGGUUGCGCAGGAAACAAGAACAACUUUGAGAAGAAGAAAGAUUGCGAGAGAACUUGCGGAAAGAGUUCUACACCAUCUCCAUCGAAAUGUGGCAAAGACGAACAAUAUUACAAUUGCGUGCCCAAUUGUCACAACACUUGCGAUACUUAUAACCUGAAAGGCCCUUGUCCUCUCUAUUGUAUGUCAGGAUGCUUCUGUAAGGAAGGUAUGGUCAAGAAUAAGGAUGGAAAGUGUGUCCAACCUUCCCAGUGUCCUUCUACGAAUCUUCCGUCAUCAGAGAAUUCCAAAGAAUGUGGAGCAAACGAGGAAUACUACGAUGAUUGCGCACCGAAGUGCACGGGCACUUGUGAGGCUUACAACAAUCCGGGGAUUUAUCACUGCCCUCGGUGUCUUCCAGGAUGCUGGUGUAGCCAAGGGUUUGUGAAGAGAAGUGACGGUCAGUGCGUACCGCCGGACCAAUGCAACGUCCCGAGUACUCCAACGCCAUCUCCUGCCUCGAACCCCAUUUGCCAGCAACCAAAAGUGGUCGGACCCUGCAGAGCGCUUAUGCCCAGGUACUUUUACAACCAGGAGACGCGACAAUGCGAACAAUUUAAUUACGGAGGAUGCCGUGGAAACAAGAACAACUUCAAAACGAAGGAAGAAUGUGAAACCAGCUGUGGAUCUGGGCCUCCGGAUCAGUGUGGGGAGAAUGAGGAAUAUUACGAGGAAUGCGCCCCGAGCUGCGGAGGCACUUGUGAAUCGUACAAAAAACUUCCCAUUCUCAACUGCCGCCUCUGCCGCCCUGGCUGUUGGUGCAGCAAAGGUUUAGUGAAGAGAAAGGAUGGUAAAUGUGUCCCGAAAGACCAGUGUGACACACCGACAGAUGUAACAGAAAUUCCUCCACACACGUGUCGAGAGGACGAGGAGUUUCUCCCUUGUGGCAGCGCGUGUCCACCUUCCUGCUCGACUCUAGGGAAGAACAAUUUCGCAUGCAUCGCACUCUGCGUGCCAGGAUGCUUUUGCAAGCAGGGGCUCAUCAGAAACGAGCAAGGAGAAUGCGUGAAGCCCGAAGACUGCCCACAAAAUACUUGUGGGGAAGAUGAAGAAUAUAGGGACUGUGGAAGUGCCUGUCCACCCACCUGCUCAGAUCUCGGCAGGAACCAGAUAUGCACCCAGCAGUGCGUACCGGGUUGCUUCUGCAGAGAAGGACUCGUCCGAAACGAAGAGGGAGAAUGUGUAGAACCGGAAGACUGCCCACAACCUACUUGCAACGAAGACGAGGAAUAUAAAGAAUGCGGAAGUUCCUGUCCACCUUCGUGCUCAAAUCUCGGCAAGAACAUCAUUUGUACCAAAGAAUGCAGUCCAGGAUGCUUCUGCAGGGAGGGACUCGUCAGGAAUGAUGAAGGAGAAUGUGUCGAACCUGAAGAGUGCCCGCAAGAUGAGAAUCCGGAAGUAACAACGCCGGCUGUUCCAACCGAUACGUGUGGCGCAAAUGAGGAAUAUAAGAAUUGUGGCACUGCAUGCCCAUCCACUUGCGCGAAUAUAGGAAUGGAUCGAAUAUGCACAUUGGAAUGUGUACCCGGAUGUUUCUGUAAGAAGGGAUUUGUUAGAAACGACCAGGGCCAAUGCGUCGAGCCCGAUGAUUGUCCCCAAAGAACAUGUGGAGAAGAUGAAGAAUACAAGGACUGUGGCAGUGCUUGUCCCCCUACAUGCUCUAACCUCGGUAAGAAUCAAGUGUGCACCGAUCAAUGCGUCCAGGGAUGUUUUUGCAAAGAAGGACUCGUCAAAAACGACAAGGGAGAAUGUGUCGAACCCGAAGAAUGCCCGGAAAAAAGCCCUGAGGAAUGUGGCGAAAACGAGAAAUACUACGAUUGUGCCCCGAGCUGCGGGGGUACGUGCGAUACAUACAAUAAGACUGCUGUCAUCUUGUGCCUGCCGUGUGGCCCUGGGUGUUGGUGCAACGAAGGUCUGGUCAAAAACAGAAAAGGCAAGUGCGUUCCGCCAGAGCAGUGCGAUGUUCCCAAAGGACCCAACAAGUUGUGCGGCGUGAAUGAGAUCUACUACGACACAUGCGCCCCGAGCUGCAAGGGAACAUGCGACACUCAGGACCAGGACAUUGAGUGUCCGGAGUGCAUUCCAGGCUGCUGGUGCAAGAAAGGGUACUUGAAAAAUCGGUACGGGAAAUGCGUACCCAAACGCAAGUGCAACAUGAAGCGAAAAAUUCCCACUUGUCCGAAGGAUCAGCAGUACUACGACUGCAUCCCGUCGUGCAAACGAACGUGCAUGACGUACAAUUCCACCAGCGCGUUCUGUCCCAAAGAAUGCAUCAAGGGCUGCUUCUGCAAGGAUGGAUUGGUCAUGAACAAGAAUGGGGAGUGUGUACCGCCUGCAGAGUGCCCCCUCACUUGUCCGUUGAACCAAAAAUACUACGAGUGUAUGCCUGACUGCCAGAACCGGUGCAAUCCUCCAGAUGCUUGUGCAGCUGUCUGCAAAUCCGGAUGCUUCUGCAAGGAAGGGCUGGUCAUGAGAGAAGAUGAAAAGUGCGUCCGAAAAGAACUCUGCAAGGCGAAGAACAGUGGAAAACCUCAGUGCAGAUCGGACGAGGAGUAUUAUGAUUGCUUCCAGAGGUGCAGGAAUUCGUGCGCCACUAGGAAAGGAGUAUGUCCAGCAGUUUGCGAAUCCGGUUGCUUCUGCAAGAAAGGUCUGCUGCUGAGCAGCCAGGGGAAGUGUGUCGAAGCCGAUGAAUGCGACGAUGAUGAAUCAAAAAGCACAGAAGAGGGAUCUAAUGGAAGUCCUGGCUCAAAACCGGACAACAAACCAGGAAUCGACAAAAAAUGCGAUGGCAUGAACGAGGAGGUGGUGCCCUGUGCCAAACCCAAGACUUGCAACACAUGCCUCAUCCGAGGCAAUUGUAAGUUGAAAAGGUGCGAAGCUGGCUGCGAUUGCAAAAGUGGCUACUACAGGGACGACAGCGGGACGUGCAUUCCCCAGGACCAAUGUCCUGGAGCAACACCUCAAUGUAGCGGCGAGAAUGAAGAAAUAGUGUCUUGCGCGAAACCGAAAUGGUGCAAUACGUGCGGCAUCCGGGGCAAUUGCAAGUUGAAAGAAUGCGAAUCUGGUUGCGACUGCAAGAGUGGCUAUUACAGGGACGACAACGGAGUGUGUAUUCCUCAAGAUAAAUGUCCCGGAGACACACCUCAAUGUAGCGGCGAGAAUGAAGAGAUAGUGUCUUGCGCGAAACCGAAGUGGUGCAACACGUGCGGCAUCCGGGGCAAUUGCAAGUUGAAAAGCUGCGAAUCUGGCUGCGACUGCAAGAGUGGCUACUUCAGGGACGACAGCGGAGUGUGCAUUCCUCAAGAUAAAUGUCCUGCAUCUAAUCCUCCUGAAGAUUCUCAACCAGAACCUGGAAAUACGAUAGUGCCAGGUAGUGAAAAUGACUCUUCAGUUGAAUCGUCAUAUUCAGAAGAAAGCUUUUCAUCAAUUUCAGAAACACAAUCUUCCGAAUCAAGUUCGACAAGCCAAUCUUCUAAUAUCCGAAAGAGGUCAUCAAGUUCCGAAAGCUGGUUUUCAGAUAGUGAAUCUGGCAAUGAAAUCGAUUCCGAGAAAAAUUCCUCAGAGGAAUUGGAAGCAGAAUAUUCAUCGAUGGCAACAAUUGCUACAGAAGGGUCUUCCGAUAUGUCCUCUGAUUCUGAAAAGAGCUCUUCGAGAUCUUCAUCAGAAUCAGGAAUGUGGUCUUCAGGUUCAUCUUCGAGAUCAGAAAGAGAAUCAGCGGAAAAUGAAAUCGAUUCUUUCGAUGAAUUGAUAGUUUCUGAAGACAAAUCGUCGUCGGAUUCGGAAUCGGGAUAUUCAACAAUGUCAUCUGAUUCUGAAAAUUGGUCUACUAAUAUGUCAUCUGAUUCUGAACAGAAUUCAUCGAGAUCUUCAUCAGGAUCAGGAAUGUGGUCUUCAAGUUCAUCUUCGAGUUCAGAGAGAGAAUCAGCGGGAAAUGAAAUCGAUUCUUUCGAUGAAUCGAUAGUUUCUGAAGACAAAUCGUCGUCGGAUUUGGAAUCGGGAUAUUCAACAAUGUCAUCUGCUUCCGAAGAUUGGUCUACCAAUAUGUCAUCUGAUUCAGAACAGAGUUCAUCGAGAUCUUCAUCAGGAUCAGGAAUGUGGUCUUCAAGUUCGUCUUCGAGAUCAAAGAGAGAAUCAGCAGAAAAUGAAAUCGGUUCUUCCGAUGCAUUGACAAUUUUUGAAGACGGAUCGGAAUCAUCGUCAGAUAUGGAAUCGGGAUAUUCAACAAUGUCAUCUGCUUCUGAAAGCUGGUCUGCAGAUGCGUCAGAUGAUUCCAAAAUGAGUUCAUCCAGUUCAUCAUCAGGUUCUCGAAUGUGGUCUUCAAAAAUAUCAUCAGAUUUUGAAAGCGACGAAGAGGAACAAGAAAACUAUGAUGAAGUGAUUUAUGUAGACGACGGAAAUGGAUUCGAAGAGUAUUUUUAUUCCUGGACAGAAGUUGAAGGUAAUGACGAAAAUUAAAGUGGACAUUUUUGCGUAGGUUUACACAGCUUCUAUUGAAAAGUUUUAGAUUAUAUUCUAAUAACUAUAUGGCAUAUAUAGAGAACUGUUUAUUCUAAAAGAAUAGUUAUCUUCGUCUGUAUGGAAAAAUUUAUUUAAGUAAUAAAGCUUUCUAGAUUAUGAA
Argiope bruennichi is the source of this 9572-nucleotide messenger RNA. Its product is annotated as zonadhesin-like. The transcript is spliced from 47 exons. NCBI's taxonomy places the organism in Eukaryota, Metazoa, Arthropoda, Arachnida, Araneae, Araneidae. The record is from RefSeq and is a predicted model, not a curated record. The coding region runs from base 365 to 9409 and encodes 3014 amino acids. Gene Ontology annotation, molecular function: serine-type endopeptidase inhibitor activity.